GGUAAGUGAAGAAAAGGAGGUGACAGAAGAACGGCUGAAAGCUGAACAGGAGUCAUUUGAGAAGAAGAUCAGACAGCUAGAGGAACAGAAUGAACUUAUCAUCAAGGAAAGGGAAGCUCUGCAGCAGCAGUACAGAGAAUGCCAGGAACUUUUGAGCCUUUAUCAGAAGUACCUAGCUGAGCAGCAGGAAAAACUGUCACUCUCCCUUUCUGAACUCAGUGCUGCCAAGGAACAGGAACAGAAGGUAUCCAGUAAGAAAAGCUUAUGCCAACAACCAUCUUUGGAGCUAGAUGGUUCCUACUUGGGUAUUGGGCGACCUCAAACUUUUUAUAAGAACAGUAGAGCAUCAAAGCCUGCAAGCCCAGCCCGUGCUGCAUUGUCUCAGCCUUGCAGAAAUAAUCAUGGUUACAGGACUGAAACCCAUUACAACCAUCAGGAGUGUCUAAAGGAAUAUCCGGUAGAAAAUGGCUUGCACAGAAAGUGUAACAAUGUGAUUUCCCCAGCCAAGCAGAGGAGCCCUCAUCAUGUAAAACCAGCUCAAGAGAUGGACCAGAAAACAAAUGAAUUUCAGAGCACAUGCCCUGUGAGUCAUGGUUGUGCCUGUGGGCAUGUCGGGAGCUCAGGGAGCGUGCAAGAGAGCCGCCAUGUCGUCCAGGUACUUAGAAGACACUCUGGGCCAGUUCACAAAACCUGUGAUUAUUCCAGGCGCUCUCAAGUUUCUGGGCUGAAUGACAGCAUGGACUCAGGGGCUAAAGAAACAGAGCAGGCUAAAAGGUUGUAUGAAGAAAGAAGGCAGAAGCUGCUUCUCCAGAAAAUGGAGCUGGAAAUUGAAAAGGAACGACUCCAACAUUUGUUGGCUAAGCAAGAAGCAAAACUGCUCCUAAAACAACAGCAACUACACCAAUCCCGGAUGGAUUAUAACAGGUUUAGAGGCCAUGUACCUGGCUCAGAAGAUGUGCCCAUUGAUGAAGCAGCUGGAGAACUUGCUCUGAUGAUGAACAGCAACAGCGUGGGGCUAAGCAUACCAGUGUUGAAAUGUGAAGAUUAUUUUCCAAGGACACUUCCAGUGAGCAAAACCUCCAGAACACCAGGCAGCAGUGGUGGUAGCAGUUUGGGGAAGAAAGUGGUUGGUUUAGGUGCAAACGUGAAAGAUGGACAAACCCUUCUGAUGCAAACCAAGAGGGAAGGCACCAAGUCAAGGAAAGGGACAACUUCAGGACCUAGGAAGGACGCAGCCACAUCUCCUGUGCUGAUAGGCAGCAGCAAAGACCUUGCAACCACAGCCACAUCACCAAUCCAGCAUGACACUUCACGGUAAGCCCCUAGGUAAUCUCUGGUUUAAGAUUCUGCAAACACAACCAUCAAAUUCUCCUAGAUGCAGGGAAGUGGCUGAAUUUCUAUGAUAUUUCAUAUUAGCACGAGCUGGAUAAUAUAAACUAAAAACUACCAUAUCCUUUUGACAUUUAUAGUAAGCCUUAAAUUGCUUGUUAGAAUAAGAAAAGUGGGAAUAUGCCAAGUUCUAACAUUUUAACGUUACUUAGAUUUUGAACAGAAAGUAUUUUAUGUUUGAAGUCCUGACACAUUAAAUACAUUUGUAAAUAAUUUGAAUGGAUGGUGUGAACCCCUGUUAGGUUUUAAAUCCACUUGAAGAUUUUAAUCCCCCUGUAUUUGCUCCCCUCCCCCUCCAUUUUAUCAAAUGACAUUUCUUUUAAAAUGUUUUGUACUGGAGUUACUUUAUGUUUAAUGACAAGCAACAAAAUCACAUUAAGUCAGCAGUUCCUGAUUGUACUAUAUAUCUGCACUAAAUGCACUGGAAAAGCAGCAUUAUCACUUAUGCUCCAAUGGAGAAACAGAAAGCAGCAUUGUUGUUAGACUUAGGAGUCUAAAAACAACUUGCCUUCUUUAGGCAGGAUUACAAUUCUAGCAGUAAGUGCCUAGAAAACCAACAUACAAUCCUUGCUUUUCUUUAUCAUAUCCCACAUGUUCUCAUAACAAAAUCUUUAGUUAAGUAACAAAAUAAAUGCAGAUUAAAGUACGAUUUUGUUGUAUUUUACACCACUUGUUAGAUGACUUUGUGCAGUGGGAUGACAAGAAUGUAUAGCUGUUCAUAAGAAGAGUUAAAUGUUUCUUGGACAACGAGAGGGCUGAGUCAGAUUUAAUCUUCUCUUGGCCCAGUGGACUAGGAAAACCUAUGCUUGAUAUCAUCCUUGUAUUCUUGGCAGCAGCUGGCAGUUUAUUUCUAUCUUCUGAGAGAACUUGUGAUAUAUAAUAGGUGAAAAAACCACUAUCAAUAUUGACAAAUUUGUAGUUACUUGCUAUAGAAACACUGUUUUUUUCUUCUGAAGGAAGGGAUGAAAUUCUGGGAGGAUUUAAGAACUGAGAUAGAGUGGGCUCUGUUUCCCACAGGUCACUAUGUUUAAACAAGCAGAAACCACAAGAUUGCCUAACCAUUUCUCUUAGAAGUGCAGGUUACCUUUGCAAGCCGGUAAUAUCAGAUAAAGAUACUGCUUGAUAUGGUGUAAUAGUGAUAAGUUGAGAUUCUAUUCAAGCACAAGGAGUAGAUGUAAUUAUUCACAUCAUACAACAACUGCUCUGAAAAAGGAAUUUUAUUAAAGAGAAUUGAUGGUCCAUUCUUUUCCACAGAGGGGAGUAAAAUAAUUGUUGAAAUAUGGUGUUAGAAAUCAUAUCAGAUAAAGUGAUCAGUAAAAGGAGACUGAUUAGCUGUCAUCAUUAAAGGUUGAUUUUACCAAUUGAUGACAAAUUUUGAAAAAUCCUCUAUUUCUGGGGUGCUCUCUCCCAUGCUUCCUCGCUUGCUUUCUUUCCGUUGGUGCUGUAAGUAUAAUUGACCAGUUUAAGCAGACAUGUUGUGCUUUCCCUUACUCAUGGCCUUCUCUAAUUGAAAAUGGUAAAUGGACAAGUAUUUCUGUGGAGACCUAAAGCUGAUCCUAUCCUUCAUCAAAAAACCUGCUUGGGCAGCAGGUCAGUCUCAAUUUAUCACUGAAUGGUUAUAAGCUUAGACUGCAGGUUUAACUAACUAAAUUAAUCAAUAUUGAGAAUUAUUGCUGCUUUUGUGCCACUAAAGUUAGGGUUUGUCAGCAUGUUCGUUAUAAUCUGUGAUUUGGGGGGGGUUAACAGCUUAACCACAACAGUUGGCAUGGGCCUGAAACUUGCAGCACAAAGCCCUAGCCUAAAAGCAAAUUUAUUUAUUCGGCAGUACAUGUAAACCUAAUUACUUUUGACUAUUUAAAUUUAUAGGACUAGAUUCAACUCAUGUUUGUGCCAGCUUCAACUAGCACAAACCCUGGCACCCGGCAGUAGCAGCAAUGGAAAGCCUGCCAGAGAGAAGGUGUUGGAAAGCAACAGAAGCUCCCUGCCAGCGCCAGGCAUCAGGGUGCUAGCGCAGCUUCUGGGGAGGG
Balearica regulorum gibbericeps (East African grey crowned-crane) is the source of this 3416-nucleotide messenger RNA. Lineage: Eukaryota; Metazoa; Chordata; Aves; Gruiformes; Gruidae. The record is from RefSeq and is a predicted model, not a curated record.